CUUUCCCCCCUUCGUCGGCUGGCCGGCGUGCCGACUUGCUCACGAACUUGCCGACUGCCAGUCGUCUUUUCUCGCAGCGUCCUCACAAAUGCGUCGUCAGAAGCUUCAAGUAGCGAAGGUGACCUUUCUUGCUCAGGAAAGCCCAAGGGAUUCGGGAGCUUGAGAAAGAACUUCCAGCCGACGACACAGAAAAAGAAGACCGGACCCGGCGCGAGCGGGCCAAAAACCAUGAAUGGACGCGACAAGGCCGAGGUCCUGGCGCAGACCAGCGCCGAGGUCAUGGCCAAGCUGGCGGCGGCCCGGGCAGCGGCGGCAGCAGCAGCCAGCAAUGGCAGUAGUAGCAGCACUAGCACUAGCGGGUCGGAGGUCGCAAGCGGCACGGGCAGCGUGGCCAGCGCAACAUCGUCUGAGGACUGGGUCGAAGACUGGCGGCGCAGCGACGCCAAGGUCAACAAGUACCCCGACAUGCGGGAGUUCACGGCGGUGGGCGCCGGCGGCGAUGACUUCAAGGCGGCGAUGGUCAAGUGCGUGGAGGACGUGGUGGGCGGGCCGGCGCCAGUGACCACGCGCGCGAGCAGUGGUGGCAACUACCUGUCUGUGCGCGUGGGGCCGGUGCGCGUGGAGAGCCCCGAGCAGGUUCUUGCCGUGUUCCUCGCCAUGCGCAAGGACCCCCGGCUCAAGUUCCACCUGUGAGCGUGUGAUCGGCGCGUGGGCGAACACGGAGCCAUGGAGGUGGCGGCGCUGGUCGGACAGGGUGGGGGGAAUCAUGUACCCGAGCCCAACAUUGCUAAGUAUACCCAAUAUGGAUUGCCAACGUGAUCAUGCGGACCAGGGUACGGACCAUAGGCCGUGUCAACCAUAGGACAGUUACACGGGGGUAAGCAGAGUUAAUGAUAACGUAGGCCCUUCUUGCGCUCCGGCUGACAUGACGUCGCGUCCCCUCGAGAGGCAAGCACUGUGCGGAAUGGCAAGAUCGUUAUUGUGGAGGAGAGAAGCGAUGGAGUCGGCGACGGAUAUGCUAAAUGCAGGCGAAGCGUGCUGUGGCUGAGGACCGAGUGCAAGCGUUGCUGGCGACCUGGCGUGCAGCCAUGCACGCGCUAGCACGCGCAACGCAAUGCGUGGGCAGGCUUCCCUAUGUGCGUCUCAACCCCAUUGCCG
Messenger RNA from Chlamydomonas reinhardtii, 1158 nucleotides. RefSeq lists its product as uncharacterized. NCBI's taxonomy places the organism in Eukaryota, Viridiplantae, Chlorophyta, Chlorophyceae, Chlamydomonadales, Chlamydomonadaceae. The transcript has 4 exons. Bases 229 to 693 code for a protein of 154 amino acids. The record is from RefSeq and is a predicted model, not a curated record.